Messenger RNA from Liolophura sinensis, 4754 nucleotides. RefSeq names its product vacuolar protein sorting-associated protein 16 homolog. Gene Ontology annotation, biological process: vacuole fusion, non-autophagic; endosomal transport; intracellular protein transport. Gene Ontology annotation, cellular component: endosome; cytoplasm; lysosomal membrane. Gene Ontology annotation, molecular function: actin binding. The record is from RefSeq and is a predicted model, not a curated record. The coding region runs from base 31 to 2508 and encodes 825 amino acids. The transcript is spliced from 23 exons. Lineage: Eukaryota; Metazoa; Mollusca; Polyplacophora; Chitonida; Chitonidae.
GGAGAAUGAAUCCUAUCAAAGUCACGAAAAAUGGCCACCGCGGAGUGGAACCCACUCGGGGAAUGCUAUUUUAAAAAAUCUGAAUUAUAUUUCAUGGAAUGGGCUGAUCUGGUGGAUUUGAGCAAGUUUAUGAUAGCAGUUGCCCCUUAUGGAGGACCUAUAGCGUUAAUCCGUGAUGACAGGAAGGUUACUCGUAUCCCUGGUACAGCCAAGCCUGAGUUGUUCAUCUACACAGCUGUUGGAAAAGAGAUUAGUCAUAUGAGAUGGAGCAGUGGUAAUGUGAUAGCACUGGGCUGGUCAGCCAGUGAAGACCUGCUGUGCGUACAAGAUGAUGGAGUGGUCCUUGUCUAUGACAUAUUCUGCAAUUUUAAGAGGACAUUUGGGAUGGGUCAGGAGGCUAAAGAUACCAAGGUGUUGGAGUGUAGAAUAUUCAGUAGUUUCCAGGGUACAGGUGUGGCUGUGUUAACAUCAUCAUUACGUAUCUUCAUAGUUAAUAGUGUGGAUGACCCACGAAUCAGGCGCCUGGCAGAAGUCCCAGGACUGCAAAAUGCCCCCAGUAGUUGGGCCAUCCUCAAUGUGGAUAGGCAAUCCCGAGCCCUUGUUGCUAAAGAUUCCGAGCUGUUUCUGUUAGACCACGGUGGUCAGUAUCAGGCACAGGAACCCCCAGGGACCCCUGUAGGUGCAUACACUGAGAUGGCUGUGUCCUUUAACAACAAGUUUUUGGCUUUGUUCUCUGACACAGGUAUGCUGUGGAUUGGUUCCUCAGAUCUACAGAAGGUUUACUGCGAAUUUAACACAAAGUGCCCUCAGAGACCAUUACAGCUAGCCUGGUGUGAGACUGGUGCAGUCGUGGCAUACUGGGAGGAGCUGAUGAUUGUGGUGGGACCCGACAAAGACUGGAUCAAGUAUGUAUAUGAUGGGCCUAUACACCUGUCACAGGAAGUAGAUGGACUGAGGGUGAUCGGGAAUUACACUCAUGAGUUUCUACACAGGAUUCCAAAUGUUACAGAACAGAUAUUUAAGAUUGGAUCAAUGUCACCAGGUGCUAUGUUGUUUGAAGCUGCUAAAGAAUUCCAGAAAGGUAGCCAGAAGGCAGAUGAGUAUGUGAGGAUGAUCAAGGACCAGCUCAAUGUGGCUGUAGAGCAGUGUAUCCAGGCAGCUGGUCAGGAGAUUGAAGUCAGCCAACAGAAACAGCUACUCAGGGCGGCCUCCUUUGGGAAGUGUUUCUUGACGGACUAUCGCCCAGAAGCCUUUGUGAACAUGUGUCAAAUGUUGCGGGUUUUGAAUGCCGUAAGGGACCACACCAUAGGGAUUGGCAUCACCUACAAUCAAUUGAAGAACCUGACCGUGACUGUACUCAUAGAUAGGCUGGUCCUGAGGAAACUCUUCCCUCAUGCUAUCAGGAUUUGUCAGUUCCUCAAAAUACCAGACUCUGAGGGAGCCAGUCGCAUCCUGGCUCACUGGGCCUGCUAUAAGGUUCAGCAGGCGUAUGAGGAUGAUGAGUCUAUAGCCCAGGCCAUUGCCCAGAAAUUAGGGGACACUCCCGGGGUGUCCUACUCUGAGAUAGCCAGUAAGGCCAUAGAAGUUGGCAAGGCAGAGUUAGCCAUCAGGUUGUUAGAUUUUGAGCCCAAAGCUGCUGAGCAGGUUCCCCUAUUGCUGAAGAUGAACAGAGAUCAACUGGCUCUAACCAAGGCUAUAGAGAGUGGAGACUCUGAUUUAGUAUAUACAGUCCUGUUGCGUUUGAAAGAUAACUUGAGCUCAGGAGAGUUCUUCUUGGCCAUCAGAAGUAUGCCUGCUGCUUAUGCCCUUUUCCAUCAGUACUGUCGUCAUCAGAACCGUAAGAUGUUACAAGAUCUCCUCUACCAGGAAGACAAUCAGCUGGAAUUGGCCAACUGUAAAGUGAUUGACAGUUAUGAUGAAGAGAGAAUUGAGGGUAAAUUGUCCUGCCUCCUUUCUGCACAAGAAGGAUAUACAAAAGCAAAGAGUGAAUUUGCAGCAAAGCAAACAGAGGAGCAGAUAAAACUGGUUCGUUACCAGCGUCGUUUAGAGGAGGAGAUGAACCAGCCAUUUCUUGAUCUGUCCUUGCAUCAAACUAUCUACAAACUCAUCAUGAGCAAUCACCCGAAACAGGCAGAGACACUGAGGAAAGAUUUCAAAGUUCCUGACAGACGGUAUUGGUGGUUAAGGAUUUCAGCUCUAGCAGAGGCUGGAGAUUGGCUGGAGCUAGACAAAUUUGGCAAAGGUAAAAAGUCACCCAUUGGAUUUGAGCCAUUUGUGGAUGUUUGCUUGAAGUACGGUAACCGUUUUGAAGCCUUGAAGUAUGUCCCAAAGCUUGCACCUGAGCAGAAGGCAAAGGGCUAUGUGAAAUGCGACAAAAUGCCGCAGGCGGCUGAGGCAGCUAUUGAGAACCGCAGUGAGUCUGACAUGAAGUACGUCCUUUCUAAAUGUGGUCCCAUGGACAAACAAACGGCUGACAAACUAAGGGAUAUGCUGGCUGGCAAGAAAUGAUGAGCUCAGCAUAAUACCAGACAUUCCAAACUCAGUCAGUGUAGACAAAUUGAGGAAGGGCACACUGGCUGGAAUUCAUAGUCAAAUGAUGUGGGUGUACAGACAGUGAGAAGGGAGGUAAUUCUUUCAGACCAUGCAUGUCCUUCAUCUCUGGGAUGUAUGCAAUGAGAGCCAGACUCAUGAUGAAUCAUUUAUAAUGAAUUUGACUUCAAAAUUCAAAGAGAACAUGAUAUGAGGCAAACUUGGUGUAACUACUCAGGCCAUAUUCUAAUUUCUUGCAACGUUUUGUGGUAAAUUCCUCAGCUGAAGGUGUGAUUUGAAGCGUCACUAAGUGCUAAUUCCUGUAUACUAAUUUGAUGAAGUACAGUAGUUAUGUAAAACAAAUAUAGUAGCAUUAAUAUAUAUGUAUAUAUAUGUACAUGUUAUAUGUUAAAUUUGUAAUUCAGUACUUGAGUAUGGCGUUAAACAUGAAUCAAAUCAAAAUUCUAAUUCAGUAUGAACAAAGAUCAUUUUUGCAUUUGAUGUCAUUGGCAUGUAUUUUCAAUCCUUAUGAUGUGGUACCAGCAUUCACGAGGCAGCCACUCCAAAUCACAGGAGAUUGGUGUAUACCUUGACACAUUAUGUAAUAUUAUUGUACAGGUGUGAAAUUUGUAACUGUAAGAUCAUUCAUUUUAAUUAUCCGUUAAUUACUUGCAUGUUACUGUGUGUAACACUUGUGCAAUAUUGCUGGAAUACCGGCAUCCUAUAAGAAUUAUGUGAGACCUUGAAAACAACAUUAAAUUGUUGUGGAAGCUGUAUAAUAAAGCAAACUAUGCCCCUUCAUAUGUAAGAUUUUCUUAAACAUUCAUAAAGGUGUCCGGCCCUAGAAAUUCAUUGGACGAGCAUGCAGGCCUAAGGUUAUUUGGCACAAGUUCAUGCUACAUGUUGUGCUAAAUCUAAGCUACCAAUCUUGGACUAUCCUGGGCCCCAUUCUGUAGUCAGUGAUCAUGAGCUAAGUUGAUUGUAAUUGUCAUGGUUUAAUGUAAAAUUUACACGUAUUCUAGAGUUGCUGUGUGGAACCUGGCAAGGGUAAAUGGCACAAACAUUUGUUGACUGGUACAGUGAUUGGUACACAUAUAAAAUGAUAUUGUUACAGUGAUUGGUUCAUAUAUAAAUACUACUGGUACAGUCAUUGGUACAUAUAUAAAUGAUACUGGUACAGUGAUUGGUACAUAUAUAAAUGAUGCUGGUACAGUGAUGGGUACAUGUAUAAAUGAUACUGGUACAGUGAUUGGUAAAUAUAUAAAUGAUACUGGUACAGUGAUUGGUACAUGUAUAAAUGAUGCUGGUACAGUGAUGGGUACAUGUAUAAAUGAUACUGGUACAGUGAUUGGUAAAUAUAUAAAUGAUACUGGUACAGUGAUUGGUACAUAUAUAAAUGAUACUGGUACAGAAAUUGGUACAUAUAUAAAUGAUACUGGUACAGCGAUUGGUACAUAUAUAAAUGAUACUGGUACAGUGAUUGGUACAUACAUGUAUAUAAAUGAUACUGCUACAGUAAUUGGUACUCAUAUUAAUGAUACUCGUACAGCGAUUGGUACACAUAUAAAAGAUACUGGUACAGUGAUUGGUAAAUAUAUAAAUGAUACUGGUACAUUGAUUAAUUUGUGAAUGUAGAAGAUAAUACAUAACAGUAAUCAUAUUUCCAGUCAUAAAUUGAAAUUACAUAUGUGGUGCUAAGUAAAUAAAUUGCGUGAAAAUGCACUCAGUAUUCAUUGUUUCUAUGACAUACAUGUUUAUUGUACAGGCAUGACAGGAAUAUAGAAAGUCCAUGUUUUUUGUAUCAACCUCUGCAAGAGUAAUGGAGGCCUUUCCACUGUUGAUGAUGCAUUUUGUGUAUGUGUAAGCCAUCAUCAAUGUUUGAAAAAUGUAAUGUACAUAUACGUGUAUUGCUCAUAGAGUAUAAGACUAUACUAUUGAUAUUUACAUGUGUACAAACUAUGUACAUUGCUUGGAGCAAUGUUUUGAGGUAUAUACGUGUCGUAUUAUAGGUGCAUAUGUACGUGUUUGUGUUCCUGUAUAGGGGUUUUUGUGACAUCUCCCAGUGGGGUAGAAAUUGUCCAUCUGUAAUGCACAGUUGCAUCCUCAAGUACUUUUCUCCUGUGUAUGUCCAUGGUUCUAAUCAUGAAUUAUAAUUAAGACCUCAUCAAGCAUGCUUGGAUCUCUGUUGCAGUAUGAAGGAAUUUCUUCAAAUUAAAUAAAAGAAG